This is a messenger RNA of Oncorhynchus tshawytscha (Chinook salmon), 2912 nucleotides long. RefSeq names its product KICSTOR subunit 2. Lineage: Eukaryota; Metazoa; Chordata; Actinopteri; Salmoniformes; Salmonidae. Gene Ontology annotation, biological process: negative regulation of TORC1 signaling; cellular response to amino acid starvation; cellular response to glucose starvation. The transcript is spliced from 4 exons. The record is from RefSeq and is a predicted model, not a curated record. Bases 718 to 2067 code for a protein of 449 amino acids. Gene Ontology annotation, cellular component: KICSTOR complex.
CCUUCUUCUUGCAUGUGUGGCAAAAAAAUGUGCUGUGUAAGGUUUUAGCAGAUUACAUUUUUUUCUAGACUAUUGAAAUCAGUCAAUAAUAGUUCAUGUCAAAUGCUGCUAACACUUACCCCAGCAAAUCUGAAGGGUGUUCAAGGAUACUUUAACAGCCAAAUUAUGUUACGUUUAGUGUUUGUUUGCAUGUUUUGUACGAUAAAUCCAGGUGUUUAAAAAAAAAAAAAAUUCUUACAUCAUACAAAACAGAACGCAGGUAUUAACGAGAAAAGAAAUGGUAAAUCCAGGUGGUGUUUCGUUCCGAUGGCAUAGGGAUGACAUGACACUCCCUACAACUUGUGUGUUUCUGUAUCUACUUGUAGUUUCGAACCACUCCAAGCCAGAAGAGGGCGCUACAGGUUCAGAUUGCCACUCUUCCCAUGGUCCCGCCAGUCACUUCUGAUUUGCUGUAGUAUUGUGAUAUGAAACCAAGAUGGCGUCUACGGAAAGCUUGUUACAUUUGUAGACACAUUUAUAUUUAACGCAUAAUGUUUUUUUUAAAUUUAGUUUGUUAUAUGCCAGUACUAAAUGAACAAUACAUUCUGACAGAUUGGGCCGAGAGUGAUGUUGCUAAAAAAUGGAUGGCUAGCUAGCAUGAUAGCAGUAGCAUCUAGCUAGUACGGCAAUGACUUGUGAAUCGAAUAGCUAACUUGCUGUAUUAGCUCCUCUAAAAGCAUGACGGAGGCUCCGAGUGAGGACGAACUGCGGCCGGUGCCACGUGAGCGGGCGAUUCUGGAGAGUUUCUUCACGCAGCUCGGAAUGUUCUCGUUCGACCGGGCGAAGGACUAUGUGGAGAAAGAGAAGGACAGCAGCAAGAGCGCAGGGGCCAUUUGGGCCGCUCUCCUCGCCGCCUUCGCACACCUUUCCGCAGCGGAGAAAGCCUAUCACAACAUGACGUUCCUGGGACAAAAGCUGGGGGGCCAGUCGUUCUUCAGCCGCAAGGACUCCAUCCGCACCAUCUACACCUCCCUGUUCAACGCGCUGAGGAAGGUGGUGACCAUGGGGCGCCACGCCCAGCCAGGCUCCCCUCCCUACCUGGAGGGCCUGCUGUCUCACCUGUCGGAGCAGCUGUGCCACUUCACCCAGGCCCGCAUGGAGAUGGCUGACCUGUACGAGAAGAUGCAUGCGCUGGGCAGCCAGAAGAACAUCAACUCUGAGGAGCUGGUCUCCACCCUCGAGGCGGUGGUGCAGAAAUACAGCUCCAGAUUCCACCACCCCAUCCUGGGCCGCUUGGAGGGGGGCUUCCAGACAGAGGUGGAUGUGGUGACACAGCUCCUGCGCUGCCAGGCCCAGGUGUCAGAGUGGCACUUCCUGCCCGCCCUGCUCAGCCUGCAUGGGGCUAGCUCUAAGCUGACCGCCUGGGGACAGCUCUUCCAGCGCCAGAGGGAGACCCGCAAGCACCUGUUCGGAGGCCAGUCCCAGAAAGCCGUGCAGCCGCCCCACCUGUACGUGUGGCUGCAGGGCUUCCAGGGGGCGCUCCUUGCUAAAUUCAGCUUCUACUUCCAUGAGACGCUGAGCCGCCAGACGGUGUCCGCAGACAUGAAGGCCCUGACGGCACGCACAGCGCCCGAUUACCAUGGCAAGAUCUGUUUGUUUAUCCGCAAACACGAUGCCAACAACGUGUCGCUGGUGUUUGACAACCGCGGCUUGGACAGCUUCCAGGGCCAUGGCUACCACCACCCGCACUCGUACCGCGAGGCGCCUAAAGGGGUGGAGCAGUUCCCCGCCGUGGUGUCCCUUCCCGGGGGUGAGCGGCCGCUCACGCACUGGCCCAACGUCAUCAUGAUGAUGGGCGAUUUCGAGGCGGAGCUCAACACGCCGGACAAGGUGGUACACUUCUAUGACGACAAAGUCCAGAGCACUUACUACCUGACCCGACCGGAAUCACACUUCACCCUGGUGGUCAUCUUCGACGGUAGGAAGUCCGAGAAGGACUCGCACAUCACCGCCUUCCUGCAGGAGAUCUCUGGCUCACUGAGGAACUCCAAACCAUUCAGCACCCUCAAACCUGGCUCCAAGGGCUGAGAGAGAGAUGCCCUACUUCAUAUACUGACUGUGUCCCCAUAAGGGGUAGAUGGGUGUGUGCGUGUAACUUUAUAACAGAGAGACCAGGCAUUGUUCCAUAGACAGGAUGAACAAGUUGUCUAAUCAUUAGGAAAGCUUCCAGUGACAUUGUUGCAACAUUCUGAUUGGUUUUAGCUUCUUAAUAUGGGCGGCCAGGACCUUUUGCUUUACUACUUGAAAUAUAAUUAGAACCUCAACAUUGGCUUGUUUUAAUUCAGAGAAUGGCUUCAACCCGUGGUCCAACUGCUUGUUCUGUUGAGCAUCAUGAUUGGAAUCUUUUAGUUUGUUUUGUAAAAUCAGUUCUAGACCAAAAGAGAUGCGUCACUGACGCAGUGUGGCCUUCUCACAGUGAACUGACUGAGACAUUUAACCUGAUUCUAUUCCAAUCACAGGCCAGACAACUUCCUACCCGUCAGAGAUAUAAUGGUGCAAUGUACUGAAAAAGCCUUUGCUUAAUUUGUAUACUUUUGUUAACAUUGAUGUUUGUUUACCGUCAACAGAAGUGCUUAAUUUGUUUUGUUUUUUCCUCGUAUGUCAUCCUCUAUUUAGUUGUACUUAUUCAUCUGUUUAAUUCCCAAAUGACUGUAGAAAAAAAAGCUUAAUGUGUGUAUAAGAUGUGAUUUCACACUUUUCGGGAAGCUUCUUAAGACUGAGGGUUCAGACGGCCAACUGUAGCACAUCUCCAUCCCGGCCCCACACCCAGCAGGUGAUAAACAAGGCAAUAAUGAAGGAUCGACUAUGCAAAACGCACUUGUUAAUUUCUUCCCUUUUUUUAUUUAUAAUAUAAAUACAACAUCGAUACUAUG